AUGGAAAGUUUCAACGGAAGCAGCAGUUCCAACUCCGUUGAUGAAAAGCCGGUGGACUUCAUUUUCAAGGUGGUUAAAGCAGCGUUUGUGACCUUAGUGGCAUUGACUGGAAUCGUAGGUAAUAUCACCAACACAAUCGUCAUCCCAAGAGUUCCUGAUACAACUCUUGGUCCUGCGAGCAAGGUGGUCCUCACAGCCCUGGCCAUAGCCGAUCUCAUCGGUGCGAUCAUGCUUUUGAAUGGACCCUUGUCGAUAUUCACCUACGAAUGGCUCUCGAAGGAUGGUAACACGUACUGUGACAUAACGGGUUUCAUCACGACUUUGGCUCCGGCAACCAGUGCUUCUUUUCUUUUCCUGAUUAACCUUGAUCGUUACAUACAAAUCACCCGACCGUUAACCUAUCAAGUUCUUGUCACCAGAAGGAGGGCCAUUGUAGCCGUGGCAAUAUCAGCAUUCUAUAUCUUGAUAUUUCUUUCAUUCUUCGUAGGAAUAGCUGAUGACUCCAUUGACCAUAUCGCUUAUCAUCUUGGAUUUUCGUUGUGUCUCGUCUCUUUUUCCGCUCCUGAAUUUCUGCCGAGCACGAUUGGAAGUUUUUCCGUGAGCGUCUGGCUAAUCGCCUUCCUGCUCCUCGUCAUGUAUGCUAGGAUUUUCCAAAUUGCCAUUCGCCAUUCGGAGAAGAUAAGGGCUCAGAUAAACAGCACUGCUCGUCUGAGGGACGUAUUGGCCGCUCAAGGCAACGACGUGGUUGAUCAUAUUGACGGCCUGGAACAUGGAGCCUCGAGGAUGGGAGACGUCAUCAAUCAGCUGGAUGUCAACCUGAACAGUGUGGCUUGUCGAAAAAGAGACAAUGUCCGCAAAGCGAGGCGUGACCAUGAAGGAAUUCAACGAAACAUCCGCAGCAUGUGCAUACCCCUUAUCAUCACCGGAUGCUUUCUUGUGUCUUGGUUGCCACUUACGGUGUUGUUUACCUUUGCGUCCGCGACUGGCGCCACAUUUGGUGACACGACAUGGUGGACUUCGGCCGUCUUGGCUGCCUCAAACUGCAGCAUCAACAUGUUUGUGUACGCCUUUGGAAGAAAAGAGUACAGAAAGGCCUUUCGUAAGGUCUUCUGCAAGACAUUCGUGAAGUAG
Molecule: messenger RNA, 1131 nt
Organism: Lytechinus pictus (painted urchin)
Lineage: Eukaryota; Metazoa; Echinodermata; Echinoidea; Temnopleuroida; Toxopneustidae
Product: octopamine receptor beta-2R-like
Exons: 1
Coding region: 1-1131 (376 amino acids)
Biological process (GO): G protein-coupled receptor signaling pathway
Cellular component (GO): membrane
Molecular function (GO): trace-amine receptor activity
Source: RefSeq, a predicted model, not a curated record